This is a messenger RNA of Penicillium subrubescens, 468 nucleotides long. RefSeq names its product nucleotide triphosphate diphosphatase NUDT15. Gene Ontology annotation, cellular component: cytosol. The transcript is spliced from 3 exons. The record is from RefSeq and is a predicted model, not a curated record. Gene Ontology annotation, molecular function: 8-oxo-7,8-dihydrodeoxyguanosine triphosphate pyrophosphatase activity. Gene Ontology annotation, biological process: dGTP catabolic process. Lineage: Eukaryota; Fungi; Ascomycota; Eurotiomycetes; Eurotiales; Aspergillaceae. Bases 1 to 468 code for a protein of 155 amino acids.
AUGACUUCCAACAAAGAACCCAGAAUUGGCGUUGGUGUUUUUGUCAUGAAUGCCGAGGGCAAGUUUGUCCUAGGCAAGCGAAAGGGCAGCCAUGGCGCAAAUACUUGGGCCUUACCUGGUGGACAUCUCGAGUUCGGCGAGUCCUUUGAGACCUGCUCCGAACGCGAAAUUCUCGAAGAAACAGGCCUACAAAUUCGCGAUAUUCGGUUCUUGACUGCCACGAACAGUGUCUUUGAAGCUGAAGGCAAACACUAUGUUACUAUAUUCAUGGCAGCAGUUCUCAGCAAUGAUUCCGAUCAGCCGGAGAUCUUGGAACCUGAAAAGUGCACAGCAUGGGAAUGGGCUUCGUGGGAUGAGCUGCGAGCUGAGGGGGUAUCGCAACUGAGCUCAGGGUCGAACCACACUGGGAGAGAGCUAUUCCUGCCUUUGUUGAGCCUCAUUGAACAGAGACCUGACUUCCGUGUUUAA